Molecule: messenger RNA, 1314 nt
Organism: Peromyscus leucopus (white-footed mouse)
Lineage: Eukaryota; Metazoa; Chordata; Mammalia; Rodentia; Cricetidae
Product: granzyme-like protein 2
Exons: 5
Coding region: 481-1227 (248 amino acids)
Biological process (GO): proteolysis
Cellular component (GO): cytoplasm; intracellular membrane-bounded organelle
Molecular function (GO): serine-type endopeptidase activity
Source: RefSeq, a predicted model, not a curated record
UGACCCGGCUUUUUCCAAGGGUAUUAUCUUAGAAGGACACUUUUGAAUCUUGAAAUAAAGCCCUUGUGCUCUUGGAAAAAAAAGAUAAACAUAGAUAGUAUUAGGGGAUGUAGAGCUGUUACUUUUAAAGAAGAUAAGUACCUGAUCAUACCUUCAAGGCACAGAGGCAUCAUACUGAAAUUCCCUGAUGACUGACAUGAGAAGGGGACCCCCUCUCUGCCUGAUGUGGAAAACCUCAGAAGACUCUUGCUCCCUUCUCAGAGACCAGCAUUCCUCUGGGAAUGUGAUCAUGCUCACCAGCAACUGGCUGACAAAGUGCUUCCUGUACAUUCACCACAGAGAUGCAGCAAGAACUCAGAUCUUAAAUAUUACACAGGAAACAGUGGCCACUGGCCCUGGCCCUCUUUCCACACCUAAUGGUUUCAAAGUUGUGAGGCAUAAACAGGUGACAAUUGAGAACUGGUCAGACCCCUGAAGAAGAUGUUCCUGCUCCUGCUUCUCCUGGUGGCUGUCCUGCCAGUCCGCACUGAAGGAGGAAAAAUACGUUGGGGUACAGAGGCCAAACCCCACUCCCGGCCCUACAUGGCAUUCAUAAAUUAUUAUGAUAGCAAAUCAGUCAAGAUUCGAUGUGGUGGUUUCCUGGUGAGAGAAGACAUCGUCAUGACAGCCGCUCACUGUAAUGGAAGGAAUAUAAAUGUAACCUUGGGUGCUCACGAUAUCAAGAAACAGGAAAACACACAACACAUCUCGGUUCUUAAAUCCGUCCCUCACCAGGACUUUAACGGAAAAACACUGGUCAAUGACAUCAUGCUACUAAAGCUGAAACACAAAGCUCGACUCAAUAAUGUUGUGCAGAAAAUUGACCUUCCAAAGAGCCAGGACUGGGUGAAACCUGGGCAGGUGUGCACAGUGGCAGGCUGGGGAACCCUGGCCAAUGAUAGUCUGUCUAACACACUUCAGGAAGUAAACCUAGAAGUUCAAAAAAGUCAUACAUGCCAAGAAAUGUCCAAAAACUACAACGACUCCAUCCAGAUCUGUGUGGGCAAUCCCAAGAAGAAGAAGGCUACUGGUAAGGGAGAUUCAGGGGGACCCUUUGUGUGCCACAAUGUGGCCCAGGGCAUUGUCAGUCGUACCUUUAAUACCAUAAAACCUCCUCGGGCAUUCACUAGAAUCUCUAGCUUUCUACCUUGGAUUCAAGAAAAAAUGAAACUCCUUCAACAACCCUAGAAGACAAGCCCUGUGUCUAGGGUAGUGUCCAACAUCCUGGGGCACAGCUACCUGAAUCUUAAUAAAGAAAUCUGUCUUCACAACAAA